Parasteatoda tepidariorum (common house spider) is the source of this 6607-nucleotide messenger RNA. NCBI's taxonomy places the organism in Eukaryota, Metazoa, Arthropoda, Arachnida, Araneae, Theridiidae. The record is from RefSeq and is a predicted model, not a curated record.
GCGGCCAUCGCGAAGUGAACCCGAGUGAGCGAUAAAUAUGGUUAGAGGUGUAAGAGAGUAGUAAAUUUGUGAGGGUGUGGUGUUAGUAAAUAUGCAUUUUAUGAAAGUAGGAUAGAUACUAUGUGCUCUAGGCAAACUUAGGAUAUUAAUAAAAUGGCAGUUACUAGUGGAUAUGAUCGUGGAUAUAUAGGUGGCUGUCUGCCGGUAGAUGGGGUGCCGGAUAUGACUGUCAUCAGUGAUAUUGAUGAGCAGGGCAUAAAUACAAAUUUAAAGACACGGUACCGGAGAGAUGACAUUUACACCUAUACUGGCACAAUUUUAGUUGCAGUGAACCCAUACAAAGAGCUGCCGAUUUAUGAAACGAAUUGGGUGUUGCAAUACAGUGGUAAAAAGAUUGGCCAGCAAGAUCCCCAUGUGUUUGCCAUUGCUGAAGCUGCUUACAAUAGUCUCCAAACUUUAGAUGAGAACCAAGCUUGUGUGAUAAGCGGUGAAAGUGGUGCGGGAAAGACUGAAACUACGAAGUUUAUCCUUCAAUAUCUAUGUACUGUGACAACAAAUGUAUCAACGUGGAUCGAGCAGCAGAUCUUAGAAGCCAACACUAUAUUAGAAGCAUUCGGCAAUGCAAAAACUGUUAGAAAUGACAACUCCAGUCGGUUUGGUAAAUUUAUUCAAGUGUGUUUUGACGCGAGGUACCAAAUCAAAGGAUGCAUCAUUCAAGAUUACUUACUCGAACAAUCUCGAAUUACAUUCCAGUCACCGGGUGAAAGGAAUUACCACGUGUUCUACCAACUUGUUGCUGGUGCACAACGUAAUAGGGACUUAAGAGAACAAUUCAUGAUUGGCAGUGCCGAAUCCUAUACUUACCUCAACCAAAGCAACUGUUUCAAAAUUGAAGGUGUUGAAGAUGCUUCAAUGUUUGAUGCUCUUAGACUCGCAAUGUCAGUGCUUAAUGUGCCAACUGAAAUGUGUGAUGGCAUUUUUAGUGUACUUAGUUCUAUUUUGUGGCUUGGAAAUCUCAAUUUCCAGGAUGUGGACGGUGAAAAAAGUAGUUUAACGGCAGAUGACCAAGAAAUUGUCAUGACUGUUGCCACUCUUCUAGGACUAAUGCCAGACGAAUUAACUCAGGUUUCCCUCCAAAGGCAGAUAAACGUCCGUGGUAAUGUUACUGAAAUACCUUUGAAACUUAGUGAGGCACGGGAAAAUAGGCAUGCUAUGGCAAAAGCUCUGUACUCUCGUACGUUUGCAUGGAUAGUCAAUUACAUAAACACUUGUACAAAUCCUGGCCAAGAUAGUGAACGAUUUUUAGGUGUUCUCGAUAUUUUUGGUUUUGAGAACUUUCAUGUAAAUAGCUUUGAACAACUCUGCAUAAAUUACACAAAUGAGAAACUCCAUAAAUUUUUUAACCACUAUGUUUUUGCCUUGGAACAACAAAUUUAUCAAGAAGAAGGAAUUGUUUAUGAUCACAUUACAUUUACAGAUAAUACUCCAUGCUUAGAACUGUUGGAAAAACCUCCUAAAUGUGUUUUGAGAUUACUUUCUGAAGAAUGUCGAAUGCCUGGGGGUACUGAUUUGACAUAUGUUACAAAGCUACACCAGGAAUUUGAUGGGCUAAAAAACUAUGUUAAAGGUGAUGACAGGCGACGUUGGGAAUCUGAGUUUGCGAUUAAGCAUUAUGCUGGAGAUGUUGUAUAUGCAAUAACAGGAUUCCUUGAAAAAAAUAAGGAUGCUCAACAGGAUCAGUUUUUUGAACUUAUGCAAAAAUCCUGUAAUUCAUUUGUUCAAGAGCUUACUAAAUUUCAGGAUCUGUUGAGUGUAACAGUUAACAGAUUGAAAACACCAGCUACAAUAUCUCGAACCAUGACAAAGGGGAAACCUACUGUAGCUGAUGCUUUUCGCCAUCAACUCACUGCCCUUGUUGAUUUGCUGCACUCUACUAAUCCAUGGUAUGUGAGGUGUAUAAAACCAAAUACUAAGAAAGCCGCCAACAACUAUGAUGAAACUCAAGUCUUGACCCAGCUGCGCUAUCUUGGAAUGAUAGAUAUUAUUCGUAUAAGGAAAGAAGGUUUUCCAAUUCAUACUACUUUUAAAGAAUUUCUUCUAAGGUAUCGAUGCUUAGUAAGAAAAAGGAAAAUACCCGAUGAUCAGAUUCAGGCUGUCCGAUCUAUACUUUCUAUGAUGAAUUUUCCCACUACUGAAUGGCAACUUGGUAAAACGAAAGUAUUUUUAAGAGGAAGUAUUUAUGAGCCUCUUGAAGAUCAAAGAAAAACGCUAAUGGUGGAAAUGUCUAUCAUUGUACAAAAAAUAUGGAGGGGCUAUGUUUGUCGAAAAUUUUUCCAAAGGCAUAGAAAUGCAGCCAUAACAAUACAAAGUUUCUUCAGGGGGCAUCAGCAAAGAAUUCAUUACAUGCAUUGGAGACGAGCUGCUAUCACAAUUCAGGCUUAUGUCCGUGGCAUGUUUGCUAGGGAAGUAGCUUCAGCUCUGCGAGAAAUGAGAAGGGUAGAAGAAGAAAUGAGAAGAAAAGAACAAGAAGAGGAAGAAAGAAAGAGACAGGAGCAGGAAAGAUUGGAAAUGGAGGAACAAGAAAGAGCUCUUCUUGAAGAACAAAUUAUACUGCAGCUAAGAGAAGAUGGAGGGGCUACACAGAAAGAGUUGGCUGCUAUAGCUUCGUUGGUGGAGCACAAUGUCAAGCGAGCACAGGAGGCUUCUGAAUGCUUAGAUUUGGAUGAGAUGUUUUCUUUCCUUAGUGAUGUUCAAGAAACCAAACCUAAUGUACAAGACUUUGUGUCUGAAAUCGGGCAACAAAUGGAGGCCCUUCUUCAAGAUGUUGAAGAGGAGGAUAACAAUAGUCUAAUAUCUGCAGAAGAUCAGGUGAGGACUCCAGAAGCUUCACCUAGUCCUCUGCCUCCACCAAAUCUCUCUAGUCCUAUCACACCUGCUGCACCAUAUUCUCCUAUAGGGUCUCCAACUGUUGCUUCAGACAAAGGUGAUUCCCCAUCCCCUUUACCACCACCUAUGUCUCCACUAGGAUUAGUAAAUGGAAACGCACAGCGAUCCCCAUCAACAGCAAGAAAAACUGUUCAGUCACCUUCACAAGGAAUGCCUAAUAGGGAUCGACAUACAUCUGGACGAGCUACACCUGAAGAUGGUCAAAUGAAAGGAAAUAAGCGGAUGCAUAUGGUUGAUCCUGAUAAUCCAGAGAGAGAACUAAGGGAAGAUGGUCAAAUGAAAGGAAAUAAGCGGAUGCAUAUGGUUGAUCCUGAUAAUCCGGAGAGAGAACUAAGGCGAAAACAGCGUGUUGAGAAGAGGCUGAUUGAGAGGGAGGCCGAAGAAAAAGUAAAUGGUGAUGAGGAUGACAACUAUUUCGAUAUGAUUGAGUUUGCAGAGAAAUAUUUUAACUGUCAUAUGAGGGAACACGGAGGAACAGUUAUGCGUACUCUCACCAGGAGGCGAAAGUCUUCCGGUGAUAUGAUUCCCAAGUAUGAAAUGGUUACUUUCACUCGCAAUAGCUCCAUACCCACCUCUCAUGUACAUAUGUAUGAUCCUGAAAAUAUCCAACUUUCUUGUACUAUUUUCAAGGAUGUAUGCCGUUAUCUUCGUGGGGACCAUAAAGCAGCUGAAGCAGAAGUUCAAGCUAUUCAGUCUAUUGUGGGCUAUGGCAUUGAUCGAGAAGAACUAAGAGAUGAAAUAUUGGUUCAACUCGUGCGCCAGUCUACUAACAACCCUUGCCGGGAAUCUACCAUCCGAGCUUGGCUUUUGAUGGCAUUGUGUGUGGUGGCUUUUUACCCGAGUAAAACUUUUAACAAGUAUUACAAUAGUUUUUUGAGGAAAAAUCUUCGAGGAGAUAAUACUAUUGCAAGAUAUGCUCAGUGGUGUUUAGAUCACAUUCAUAGCACUAAAGUUACCCCUCGAAAAAUGCCUCCAUCUUCCUUAGAAAUUAGUGCUGUACGAAAUCUUGGUAACUUAGUCUGCAGAUUUUAUUUCAUGGAUGGACGAACAAAAGCUAUCGAUGUUCAGCCUUCAGAUACUGCAAUGGAUGCCAUGCAACAGCUAGCUAUUAAAACAGGAUUGCGAAGUUUAGAUGGCUGGGCUCUCUAUGAGAGUACUCCUGAGUAUGAACAUGUUAUUAAAGGAUAUGAAUACCUUGCAGACAUUAUUUCUAAUUGGGAAUUGUUGAUUUAUCCCACUGACGGUUUAGCAAAAGGAUAUGCUGAAGUUGGUAACUUCUUAUGCACCAGAAUAAGAAACAAAAGAAGGGAUGUUGAUUGGAUACCUGACUUAUCUGAAGCUCACAAAAUUUAUGGCAGUGGAAAAUCUGAGCUUGUGGCUAAAGUUUGGUAUCUAUCGGUAGUUAUGCAGUAUCCAUUAUAUGGAACAACCCUGUUUCCAGUUACUUACAAGGGCUACUUAUCUUAUGGUCAUAAGCUGUUACUAGGCGUAAGUGCUGAAGGAAUAUUGAUGGUCAAUAUAUCAGACAAAGGCAUUUUGAAUGCUUAUAGAUAUUGUGAUGUUGAAUCUGUGAUGGUUGAUCCAAGUGAUGACCUAGUGACCAUAAACCUUUUGAAAACCCUACCAGACUCACACAAAUGCUUUAUAUUUGAAACUAGUCAAAAGAAUGAAGUUGCUAAUUUAAUAGCCAGCUAUUCACCUGCACAUGCAAAUUGGUUACGACCCACCUAUGAAUUGGGAUGGAGGGUAAAAUUGACUUUUGAAGACAGGCAAAAGUUGUAUCAAGAUGUCGUGAAUUGUAGAAGAGCUCUUGUAGAUAUGUCACUAGUUCGGAAACCUGUAGAAGAAAAUGUUGGUUUAUUCCGCAGCACUCUAAGGAGGUUUAAUAGAGGAAAAAUGGAGAAAUUGCGUCAAGACUUUGGUGAUAUUGAAGAGAGCUACAAGUCAUUUAGGCACAGUCAUUGGGCUUUCAGUAAAGUAGCAUUAAAUCACAGUCUCAGCAAUAUAAAUGAUCCUGAAGAUGAAGAUACUGCUUUGCAUGUAUUCUCAUCAAUACUCGCUUAUUCUGGAUUGCUGGAGCAAGAGGAUGCAGAAUGGUUAGGAGAAAGGGACCACCUUCAACUUGCUCAAUCUGUUCUGGAUCGAUCUAUGAAAAAGGAAGUUCUAAUAAAUGAAUUAUUUUUACAACUUAUAAAACAAACUACAGAUCAUCCAGAUGCGAAUAGCAGAGUGAACUUGAGACACUGGCAAUUGAUGGCUCUGGCAUGUAGUGUUGCUGCCCCGACGGAUAGGCUUAUAAUAAGUUAUCUUCAUGCCCAUGUAAGGCGAUGUUCGAUUGAUGAAGUAACCGAAGAAGGGCAGUAUGCACAGUUCUCACUCAGGUGCCUCAUGAGGUCUCUUGAGACACAUGGUAGGCGUUGGCCACCAUCUAAGCAAGAGAUAGGGUGCACCAUCAGCAGGAGGCCCGUGCAUGCUAGAAUAUAUUUUCUAGAUGGACAAUUCCAGCCUGUUGAGUUUGACCCAUGUGCCUCAAUGGGAGAGGUUAUGGAAAUGGUGCGAGCCAAAAUUGAUUUACGCCCUAGAGUUGAAGGUUAUGCUCUGUAUGAAGUCAUAGGAAACAACGAAAGAGCUUUGUUACCUGAUGAAAAAAUUUGUGAUACCAUGGCCAAAUGGGAGAGAUAUCAGGAAGGUCAGAGUAAAGUGACUGCUAAUCGAAAACAGCAUUUCUUUUUAUUCAAAAAACAUUUGUUCCUGGAUGCCUACAUUGACUUUUCUGAUCGAGUAGAGAAAGAGCUGAUCUACCAUCAAAUUGUUCAUAACAUUCGACAUGACAGAUUCCCAGUAACUGAGCAAGAAGCUGUUAUGUUAUGUGCUCUAAAAGCGCAACUAGAUGUUGGUGAUUGUCAGCAAGGCACUUUAGAUUAUAAGAGAGUUAUGUGUGAAUGUCUACCACCUAGAAUAAUGAUGCAGAUAUCUCCUGAGGCUGUUGAAACGCAACAUCGUAUUUUGACUGGGAUGGAUGUGGAUCAAAGCAAGGCUGGUUUCCUUAUGUUGGUCCAAUCUUGGCCUCUUUACAGAGCAACAAUUUUUGAAGUCAUGCAAUCUUAUACGUCUUCUUGGCCAAAAGCCUUGUGGUUGGCUGUGGAUCAAGUAGGAAUUCAUCUAUUGGAGUUAAGGUCAAGGAAUGUCUUGUGCACGUGUGAAUAUGAAAGCAUUAUAAAUUACAGUCCUUCUUUAAAUAGCCUUAUGAUUGUUACUGGUACUGGAAGGAAAGGCUCAAAAUAUAUCUUUUCCACUAACCAGGCCACCCAAAUAGCCCACCUGAUUAAAGAUUAUACAAACGUACUUGCCAUGAAGAGGAAGCCAGUUGAAGUGGCCAGACGAAGAAGAACACAAGAGUUGCAAGACGCAGCUGCUCACAAAAGCCAUCGUCCUGUCAGCAUCCUGUACAAGCCUCCACCACCUCUGGUCAACAAUGAACCUGUUUGAGAACUCCAAACAAAACAGACAAUGUGGAAAGGAGUGCCUUGAAUUCAAAAACAUCUUCGUCAAGGACUACAUAAAAGAUUUGACUGAUUUCUCUUCCCCCAUAUAUCAAAUAUGAUAUUGAGUUUUCAUUUAUCUUAAGAGUGUUUGUAUUCGAUAAUGUUUUAAUGUUGGA